Messenger RNA from Lachnellula hyalina, 2139 nucleotides. RefSeq names its product putative RING finger protein (gene SPAC2F3.16). The record is from RefSeq and is a predicted model, not a curated record. Gene Ontology annotation, cellular component: nucleus. Gene Ontology annotation, biological process: ubiquitin-dependent protein catabolic process; protein ubiquitination. The transcript has 2 exons. The coding region runs from base 1 to 2139 and encodes 712 amino acids. Gene Ontology annotation, molecular function: ubiquitin protein ligase activity; zinc ion binding. Lineage: Eukaryota; Fungi; Ascomycota; Leotiomycetes; Helotiales; Lachnaceae.
AUGACAUCUCUCGUGUCAGAUUUCCUUAUAAACCCCGUUCUACGCCAGGCCCGCCGCUUCUCCCGCUCCACCUCAUCAGGAGACCAUAUCGAUCCCGUAACGAACCAGCGAACACCCUUGGAAAUUCGCCAUGAGGUUGCUGUCGAGGAUAUAGCAGGACAUCUGGAGGAGUUGCGCGGGCCAGGGAUUGAGGGGGAUGGAGUCACCGAAAGUCUUUCGGGGGCAAUUCUAACCUCGUCUCCCAUCGAAGAAGACGGAGGACUCGAUGCAGAACUACAAGCACAGGAGGCAAACGGAGCAAAUGGUCCCCCUUCAUUUGAAUCUGCGUACAUAUCACCUUUGCUUGUGAGCUCUAUACGAUCGAACACCGAUCCAGUCGACGAUGAUGUCUCGGACAAUCCAUCAUUUGGAGUUCCCUCGCGAUUCCGAACGGACUCUGCAACGAGUGCCACAUUUAGUACGAACCACACUGUUGUUGAUUCGACCAUGAGUCCCGCCGAAGGACCUUCAAGACGCUCGACACAAGAGCUUAGGCAAGGCUCUAGUCACCAGAGAAACAGCUCACUGCCAGCAGACGAUGGGAUGGGUGCUCUACGGCAGCAAAUUAUCAGCAUACAAGCGAUGGAUGUUCCGAAUGAGGAGAAAGCCCGUCACAUGCACAAGCUUCUUACUCGAGGCUAUAGUAGAGCUCAAGAAUUCCACAUAAAACUCCAACCUCAAGCAACAGCACCAGAGGAGAUGAUCAGCCAAGAGCGACCUGCUACGCCUGGGUCACUGAGCUCCUUCAUAUGGCAAAUGAAUGGUGCACCAGAAUCUGGUCUUGCAAACCAUCAACACACAUUUCACCUCUCGCCAGAGGAUCUGAGGCCGACUUUUUAUGAACCGUUAUUCAUUCCAGAGUUGGACGCAGAUGGAGAAAGUCAAAUUGAAGAUGGUAUUCCAGUACUAGGCUGCCCACAUUACAAAAGGAACGUAAAGUUACAAUGUUCAACCUGUGAUCGAUGGUAUACCUGUCGGCUGUGCCACGAUAAAGUCGAAGACCACAUUUUAAUACGGAAGGCCACGAAAAAUAUGCUUUGCAUGUUGUGUGGUUGUGCUCAAGGGGCCGGUGAGGUCUGCGUCGAAUGUGGCGAGAGGACUGCGUGGUACUACUGUGGUGUCUGCAAGCUGUGGGACAAUGAUUCGAGUAAGAGCAUUUAUCACUGCAAUGAUUGUGGCAUCUGCAGAAAGGGUCGCGGCCUUGGCAAAGACUUCUUCCAUUGCAAGACUUGUGGCGUCUGCAUGUCUAUGUCUGUGGAACAUUCUCACAAGUGCAUCGAACGCGUCUCAGAUUGUGAUUGUCCAAUCUGUGGAGAGUACAUGUUUACCUCGCCCUCUCCGGUGGUAUUCAUGCUCUGCGGACAUAGUAUCCACAAAGCAUGUUAUGAUGAGCAUAUGAAAUCUUCUUACAAGUGCCCGAUUUGCAGCAAAAGCACAGUGAACAUGGAGUCACAGUUUCGAAAUCUCGACCGAGCUAUUGACAGUCAGCCAAUGCCUCCCCAGUUCCAGGACACAAAGGCCAUGGUAUCAUGCAAUGAUUGCUAUGCCAAAAGUGCCGUGAAGUAUCACUGGCUUGGGCUAAAAUGUGCAAUAUGCGAUUCAUACAAUACGGCACAGCUUUCAAUCUUAAGCGACCCGGCCAUCGAAGUCCCCCCUAUCGAAAAUAGAGAAUUGGAGCUUGUUUCGCCUCCUGACUUAGGGAACGGGGAAAUAGCGUCAUCGGGAUAUCUUGGUGUUGGUCCGCCACGAACCCGAAGGCAUUCUUACCACGUGCAGCCGCCAAUACCAAUCGAGGGAUCAAAUCGAUUCUCCCCGUAUUCAGCUCUUCAGCGAUUGGGUAGAUCGGUGUCUCCAAUUCGGGGUAUUGGAUUAUUUGGAGAGCCAGCCGGCGCCAUGGCAAUUGAGACAGAUGAUUCAGCAGAGGAAGACGAACUCGACUUCUGGGGCAGAGAUGAACCACGAAGUGUGACAUCAGGUGAGAAUAUCGAUGAAGUGGAAGAAGACGCUGAGUCGGAUGAUGACUCGGCUAUGGAUGACUGCGAUGAUGACGGCGAGGACGGCGAUGAUGAAGACCAGUUUGAGAUUUUUGGGCAUCGUUAA